Archocentrus centrarchus (flier cichlid) is the source of this 754-nucleotide messenger RNA. Its product is annotated as claudin-like protein ZF-A89. The record is from RefSeq and is a predicted model, not a curated record. The coding region runs from base 36 to 668 and encodes 210 amino acids. The transcript has a single exon. Gene Ontology annotation, molecular function: structural molecule activity. Gene Ontology annotation, cellular component: membrane; bicellular tight junction. NCBI's taxonomy places the organism in Eukaryota, Metazoa, Chordata, Actinopteri, Cichliformes, Cichlidae.
AUCUCACAGUGCCUUGUGGCAGUACCUGGUGCAUUAUGGCCUCUGCAGGACUUCAGAUCUUGGGUGUCUUUCUGGCAUCGAUUGGCUUUGUUGGAGACAUAAUUGUUUGCGCACUGCCGAUGUGGAAGGUGUCUGCUUUCAUUGGAAACAACAUUGUGACAGCACAGGUGUUCUGGGAGGGCCUCUGGAUGAACUGUGUCAAGCAGAGCACUGGGCAGAUGCAGUGCAAGGUCUACGACUCCAUGCUUGCUCUCCCCCAAGAUCUACAGGCAGCUCGGGCUCUGGUUGUGAUCUCCAUCUUGAUUGCUUUCAUGGGACUCCUGCUUGCCAUCGCAGGAGGAAAUUGCACCAACUGCAUUGAAGAUGAGAGUGCCAAGAGUAAGAUAGCCAUUGCUGCAGGGGUGGUGUUCAUUGUUGGAGGCAUCCUCUGCCUCAUCCCUGUAUCCUGGUCUGCUAACGAAGUAAUCAGGACCUUCUACAACUCCAUUAUAAGUGAAGCACAGAAGAGGGAGCUUGGAGCAUCACUGUUCAUUGGCUGGGGCUCAGCUGGACUCCUGAUCAUUGGAGGAGCCCUCCUUUGUUGUCAGUGCAAGCAGCAUAAGGAUAGUGGAUACUCUGUCACAUACUCUGCUCCACACAGAGCAGCAAGUGGAGGCGCAUAUGUUUAAAAUAUCUGCAAGUGGUUGUGAAGGCUGAACAGUCUGCUUUAGAGAACUGAACUAAACUGUUUUCUAAGAAAUUGAUUAAGUAUUUU